Pecten maximus is the source of this 1410-nucleotide messenger RNA. RefSeq lists its product as uncharacterized. NCBI's taxonomy places the organism in Eukaryota, Metazoa, Mollusca, Bivalvia, Pectinida, Pectinidae. The record is from RefSeq and is a predicted model, not a curated record. The coding region runs from base 861 to 1220 and encodes 119 amino acids. The transcript is spliced from 4 exons.
AUGCACAUAGCAAAUUCUGCCAAAAUGCCUUGCUAAAACUAUAAGGAAAUAAAUAAUGUUUUAAAAAAAUCCAUGAUGAAAACUGAAAUCCCAUAUAUUAACACCUUAUAAUACAAGAAUGAUUCCCAAAAUGUUUAGGUUAUGUGACAUUUUGAGGGUAAAAACUCAAAAAAAUAUGCAUUUCUGGAAAAGUUUUAAGGCUCUCAAAAUAUGGUAAAUAAAUAAAGCAUCUUUUUUGAAUAAUAAAGUCAUAUCUAUAAUGAAGUUCGUGCCAGCCCGUUUAUAUAAAAAAAAUUGGCCAGUAUCCACAACACAGCACAAACUUUUUUGUGUGUCAAAGAUUUGAGUCGUGUUGUAGUCGGUAUUUCCAAAUUUGUACCCUCAAUUUACAGUACUAAUCGAGGCCGAUCACAGGCCAUACCAUCUUAAUUAUGCAUUGAACAUGAAAUUUAAACCUUAAACUUGUUAUUCGUGGGUCACAUUGUUGGAUUGCAUCUAUUCGAUCACUUUUGUGGCCUGUUCUUGAAAAGCCGUAAUUACGUUGUUCCACUUCCUGUGCGGCAUCUUGUCGCGCAAUAAUAUAUAGUUGUAUUUUAGUAGAAAUGUGGAUUAAAGUGUUGUUGUACUUAUUUGUUAUAUGAUUUUGAUUCAUCAUAUUCCAAACCAUUGAAAUGUUUAUAUGUGGUGAAAUGUCAGUGUGAUUUAGAUAUAAAUAACAAUUCAAUUUCAUAAAUUUUCUUAUAGCGGAACUACUUCCGGAAUUGUGUGUCCGGUUGUGCUUCGGCUAUUGAUACAUCAACACGACGAGUAAACAUGAGGUUUCUUACAAAACCACGAUAUUAAUCAACGAUGCAGUAUUUAUGAAUAUAUAUAGGACAGUCACACAAAGAACAAAAAAGACUGAAGGACAGAAAGUGAAAGCAAGUCAGAAUCCAUCAUCUUAUGGCAACGGUGAUAAAACGAAUAUUCCUACAACUUCAAGAUCUCAAAGACUGCACCGAACCAAAUUUGUCGGGAGACGAAUAUCCCAUGAAUGGGUAGAAGAUGAGGGACACCGUAAAUGGUAUGAUGGGACUGUGAUGGGUGUGGAAUCUGGGAAGGAUGGUAGCCCUGAUGCUGUUUACGAAGUGAUGUAUGAUGGAGAUGAAGAGCUAUACAGCAUAGAUCAUCUGCAUACAGAUUUUCAGUCAGCAUCUGUUAAAUUUAUAGACCUCAUGUGAAUUCAGUUAUUUUGAAGAAAAUUAGAAACUUUUACAGAAAACAGUUUAUGGCAGGUAUUUCUUUAUUGCAUUAGUACUGACAGUUAUGCCAUAUACACCAAUAGAAAGAUAAUAAUUAGACGAACAUUUUCAUAUAUCACAUUCUGUACUUUUACACUGAUAUUAUAUAAUACAGUUUUUAAAAACUCAA